AUGGGGGGCGGACGACCAGUUGAUGAUGCCCAAAUUGCCGGUGCCGAACGGUUGUCGAAUUCGAGUCGAGCUGCUAUCACGAAGGCAAACUCCUCUUCUCAUGAUCACUUACGUGGCCACGAACAUCGUAGCUUGCGUACUCAGUCAGUCAGGUGCGUCAAUGGUUCAAUGAUGGUUGGGAUGAAGUCUGUUAGCCAGUUCGUUGUUGCCCGGCUGCGCAUCGAUUACCAUGCUUAUGACCCCAAGAAUGCAGGUGUCGUCCUGGUGAUGAUGGCAUGUAGUCCUUAUCGGGCCGGUUUAUCAGUCACUCACGGUACAUGUUUUCCGUCAAUCAGCCCAACAAAAGUUGGCCGAAAGCAAAAUAAUCCCGCAUACUAUGCUGUCUACCAAUCGGCCCUGGGUAAUGAUCGGACUAUAUGCCGCGGAGUGAGGCCAGGAGCAGAGGGAGUUGAUUGCUUGGUCAAGUUCUCCAAAUCCUGCCGAAGCCAGUGA
This is a messenger RNA of Aspergillus niger, 492 nucleotides long. RefSeq lists its product as hypothetical. The transcript has 4 exons. NCBI's taxonomy places the organism in Eukaryota, Fungi, Ascomycota, Eurotiomycetes, Eurotiales, Aspergillaceae. The record is from RefSeq and is a predicted model, not a curated record. Bases 1 to 492 code for a protein of 163 amino acids.